Molecule: messenger RNA, 2659 nt
Organism: Alnus glutinosa
Lineage: Eukaryota; Viridiplantae; Streptophyta; Magnoliopsida; Fagales; Betulaceae
Exons: 11
Coding region: 485-2587 (700 amino acids)
Molecular function (GO): protein binding
Source: RefSeq, a predicted model, not a curated record
UGUUGGAUGUUCCUUCUGAUGUGACCCCCAUGGGAUUCUGCAGCAGAGUAGAUGAUGUUGGUCUCAAAUGUUUUUGACCACCACACCUCCAGGCUCCAUCCAAAUAAACAAGUUUUUACACCAUCCUAAUCCAUCUGGUCUGCACCCAUUAAUACUUGGAAGCCGAUUAAACGUUAAAGCUAAGAUUUUUAUGGAGGUUUUAAUGUUUUUUCCUUGUCUGGGAUUUUCAUAUCUCUCAUAAACAGAAAUCAAACCCAUUUUCUUAGCUGUGUGUAUCUCUUCCAUUCCUCCUCAUUUACCUCAUUUGUUUCCAGCUCUUCUUCCCCCUAAUCCCUAUAAAGCUAAAGGAUCACCGGAUCACCCCUCUUCACCUCCAUUUCUUCUUCUCUUUGCUUUUUUUUUUUUUUUCUUCCCCUUAUUUUCCUUUUUCUAAUUUCAAAGAGCCAAACAGAAAGUGUACUGUCGUUCUCUUCAAUCAUUACGAAUGUCAAGAGGAAAAUUGCAAAAGUCAAUAUGGAGGGAGGGCCACAGGAGGAGCCCGCGGAUAUCGCAAAAAACAACUGCUAGUACUAGUAGUGCUAGAGCUAGUGGCGGGGCUCUUGCUACAAGUGCACAGGAAAUGGGCAACGGUCAGGAACCAACCUUCCAGACAAGGGAUAGAAAAAAGAUAAAACUCAGACCAGUUCAAGAAGUUGCGGCUACUUCUCUUUCAACCCGAAUACAAAAGGGUGGCAGAAAACCCAAUUAUGAGGAUCAGGAUUCCAAGAAUGAUCAACCAGUUGUUGGGCGGAGUGAAGAUAGCCCAAGACAUGAAUAUCAUGCUACCAAAACCAGUCUACCAUUCCGUGUGCCAUCUGCGCCAUGGAUGCCAGAAAAACGUGUUCUUGAGCUUAUCCUCGACAUAUUACAAAGGAGGGAUACCCAUGAGAUAUUUGCUGAACCAGUUGACCCAAAUGAGGUUGAAGAUUACUACGAAAUCAUUGAAGAGCCUAUGGAUUUUGGCACCAUGAGGGCUAAACUUCAUGAAGGAAUGUAUCGAAGUCUUGAACAAUUUGAGCAUGAUGUAUUUUUAAUACCCAAAAAUGCGAUGCAUUUUAAUUCUUCAGCUACCAUUUAUUUCAGACAGGCCCGUGCCAUACAUGAACUAGCUCAGAAGAUUUUCCACGUUCUGAAAACUGAUCCUGAGAAUUUUGAAUUAGAAUUCUCGGAGACAAGAAGAAGAAGAAGAAGAAGAAGAAGCGGUAGGAGGCUCCAAGUUGAAGCUAGGGGUUCAAUUAAGAGCUCUUGUCCUAAGCUUGCUACAAAUGAAAAAUCCAGUAGCAUGACAACUGAUUUAUCCUCAAAAACCAUGCCAUCAUUUGGCAAUUCAUUGAAUCUCAGGAGAUGUUUUCAACUAUGCUCGCAGUACUCUAGUACUGCUACUUGUAAUGAUGCAAUAGAUCAUGAAGUUCUUUCUGGUGUAGAAGAUGGUAGAAGAUUUAGAUCUUUUGCUGCGGAUGGGCGAUGUUCAUACAAACCUUGGAUGUCUUUCCUCAAUGAGAAUGAGUCAAUUUUGUCAACAAUUUAUGGCACUCUAAAACCACUUGAGCAUGUGAAUCAGCAAGAUAUCGGUUAUAGGGAAAGUUUGAUGUUGUUUGUUAAAGAUUUGGGACCAACAGCCCAAAUGAUUGCUGAACAGAAGUUACUUGGAUUGUCAGCUGAGGCUUCCAAUUACCAGACUUCAAACUACUGGUUCCAAGCUCAAAAAUGUCACACUGAUAUGGAAUCUAACUCCACCGAAUUGGGGUGCAGUAAUCUUAAUACGAUAAUCACUGCCCCUAAACCUCAGAACUUCAUCAGAAAUUCAUGUGACAGAAUGAAUUUGGGGGAUGCUAACAAGGGAAAAGAUGCUAAUAUUGGUGACAAAUUGGGUAUCCCUGGUGAUACAGUGGAAGUGACACCGAACGGUAACCAAAAGAAUGCCCUUGGUGCUUUAAAUGGGGAAGUUCAUGCCAGCGAUGAGGAGAAAAUUCUCGGUAUUUUUGGCAAUGACAAAAUUAAUGAGGAUCGGAGUUGCAAGGUUCAAUUGGGUUCAUAUUCCUUCACUGCUGGUACUGGAGAUUUGAAUUGCUUAGUAGCUAAAUUUCAGAACACGGGCAGAAAGCCGACCAUACUGGAAUUGAACAAGGGCAUUUCGGAGCAUCAAGCACAGUUGGAGUCACCUUCCAAGUGUUCUAACUCAGAUGUGUCAGAUUCUCCAUUAAAAAACAGUUCUAGUUCUCCAACUUCAUGGUCUCUACGAAACAUGGGCGAGAAUGGCAUGUCAAGUUUUAGUCAAGCUAAGGGCUCCAUGCAGAAAUCGAGUUUGGAGUAUCUGACGGGUCAUGAUCAAGUCAUAGCUGCAGGAGGCCCUAGUUAUGGAGUCUGUAGCUCAUCCGAGGCUGGCCAAACCUUGAAGUCAUCAGACCAACAAUUUAUCUUUGAUCUGCCAUAUUUAAGAACACGGCUUGACCAGAUGAGUUAUUGGACCAGCUCUCAGCCUCGUAGUGAUGAUCAACAACGAUCUUCAUUAGAUACUCAUCAUACUGAUUUAGCCCUUCAGCUGUAAGAAAUAUGUAGGACUUAAAGAAGCCUUUUUUCAAAAGAAGAGAUAGAAAAAGUUAAAGUUGAUUGCCAAAAA